Salvia miltiorrhiza (redroot sage) is the source of this 2961-nucleotide messenger RNA. RefSeq lists its product as uncharacterized. The transcript has 6 exons. The coding region runs from base 788 to 2608 and encodes 606 amino acids. The record is from RefSeq and is a predicted model, not a curated record. NCBI's taxonomy places the organism in Eukaryota, Viridiplantae, Streptophyta, Magnoliopsida, Lamiales, Lamiaceae.
UAACCUUUCUACAUUCACAUUUAAAUCCAUCGUUGAUGAAAUAUUAUCUUAAUUUCGCCGCCUGCAUUUUUCCUGCUUGCAAACCGUAAACUGCGAACACGCUGAACAACUGUGAAUUCACAAUCUUUCCGUUUUCUUCGUGCCAAAAAUUCGACGUUAUAUAGUGUUUUGUGGUGAAGUUUUACUACUCGUAGUGUGGGCGAUUGUUUGGAGGGGAUAGGGUUUUGAACGAUCCCUUUUUUGGGGAUUUUUUUAUGAGGGAAGUCUGAUUCUGAGUAUAUUUAUCUAUUGACAGAAUCUAGUUUUUGGGGAGAUUUAAAUUUAGGGUUUGCCUUCUCCGGUUCGGUGCAUACCACAUUCUGUUCACGGCUAUCAGUUUAUGGUAUUGUGACAUUUCAAGCGUGGAAAGAUUGUGUAUUGGAGAUUUAAUUGUGGAUUUUGGAGUUCAAUUUGCAGAGAUAAUGAGGGGUUGUUAAGUGUUGGAACGGAAAACUGUUAAGAAUGGAGUGAAGUAGGAGGAAUGUUCCUAACACAUUGUUUAUUGAAUAUUACAUUUUGCUAAGGAUUGUGGGACAGUUAAGCAGGGACGGUUGCAUUCCUGGGGGUAGCGGAAAGUUUGGUUUCCAGGAGUUAAUACACCGUCUAAAGGCAUUGUUUUUCUUUGAUUUUGCUUUUUUGUGGGUCUAAAGGGCUUUGCCUUCAAAAGGAAUUAUUGGGGAUUAUCAGGACUGUGUUGCGGUGUUGGAAUUUAUUCUUUCUAAGAUUAACUAGAUCAUGUCUGGUGCUGAUGGAAAGAACUGAGCCUGCAUUAGUUCCAGAAUGGUUGAGAUGCACAGGAAAUAUUGCCGGAGGUGGCACCUCAGUCCAUCUCUCAGAUGCUGCUUCUUCUGUACACUCCACGCGAAGUAGGUCUUUUAGGAGCAAUAAUGAGAAGGAAAGCUCACAUUAUCUUCAGAGGAGUUCUUCGUCGAAUUCUAGGCGUAGCUCAGGUAUUAAUGGCUCUGCGAAGCAUCCGUAUAGUAGUUUCUCAAGGAGCCACUGGGACAGAAACCGUGAUAGAGAGAAGGAGAAGUCUAUUUCCGAGGACAUCUGGGAGCAUGAUACUUCUGACCCUUUGGCAAGUAUAUUAACUAGUAGAGUUGAGAGGAAUGCCUUGAGGCGUUCUCAAUCAUUGGUUUCAAGAAAGACUGGUGAACCUUCACCUCGGAGAGUAGAUAACAAGGACUCACCUAUUAGUGGGAAUGGUGUCCUUUCACGAGGGAGCAAUCUAAACGUAAUUCAGAAGUCUGUGUUUGAAAAGGAUUUUCCAUCCCUUGGGACUGAAGAUAAGCAAGCUGUAGCUGGAAUUAGGAGAGUCUCAUCUCCUGGUUUGAGUUCCGCUGUUCAAAGUUUGCCCAUGGGCAGCUCAGGGUUUCUUGGGGGUGAGAAAUGGACUUCUGCUUUAGCAGAGGUGCCUGCUGCUGUUGCAAAUAAUGGUACAGGUCACUCUCCUGCUCAACAAAAUGUUUCUACUUUUCCAAAUUCAUCUUCUGGGGUUUCCAGUACGGCAGGUCUUAAUAUGGCUGAGGCACUGUCACAGCCUGCAGCACGAGUUCAUGCUAAUCCCCAGCUACCUGAUAAGAGUCAGAGACUUGAGGAGUUGACCAUUAAGCAAUUGAGACAAUUAAUUCCCAUGACACCUUCAAUGCCUAAACCAUUGGUUCCUGGCACUGCAGAUAAAUCAAAACAAUCAAAGAUUGCUAUGAGAACUAAUGAGAUGACUGUGGCUCCCAAGGCUAUUCAUUCACAGCCCCAUUCUUCUCAUUCUGCUAAUCAAUCUCGUGCUGGACAAACCAGGUCUGAUUCUGCUAGCAACCCUCAUGUUGGAAAGUUUCUGGUUCUUAAACCAGGCCGUGAAAGUAUCUCCGUUGGACCAAAGGAUGUAUGUUGUGCAACUGGUAAUGCCAAUGGAAAAGUAGCUAAAGAGGGCCAGCUCGCUAUGGGUUCAUGUACUGCGAUCGCAUCAACUAGUGCAAGCAAUUCCAUGGUUUCUGUUCUUGAAAACAAGUCUGCUGCUCUGUCCCUAGGUUCAAGAUCCUCCGUGGACAAGAAAUCGGCACAAAGCAGAAAUGAUUUCUUUAAAAACAUGAGGAUGAAAUCCUCAGUCAGUGCUCCUGCCACUCACUCAGGUUCAGGUUUGGUUAUUCUAUCUCCCAGUGCAGAGACAUCUGUAGAAAAUUGUAAAGAUGGCCAUGCUGCUGCCACUCCUUGUGUUUUGGAGAAUGGCAACCAGAUGGGCUGUAAUGGUGAUAGAUAUGGCAUUACGGAGAAGACCGGAUGUCUUCCGGAUGUCGGUGACAGUAGCUUGUCUUGUCAUGGAUCAAUUUAUCCAGAUGAAGAAGAGGCUGCUUUUCUUCGUUCACUUGGCUGGGAGGAAAAUGGUGGGGAAGAUGAAGGAUUGACCGAGGAAGAGAUUAAUGCUUUUUAUCAGGAGUACAUGAAGCGGAGGCCAUCCUUGGAAGCGUGUCAAAGCUCUGAGCCCAAGUACCCUUCAGCAUCUAAACUUCCCAAUGCUAUUUCGGAUGCGAGCUCUGACUCCAGCUCCUCUGAGUCGGAGCCUGAAACCUGAUUCCAGGAACCACACUGAAAGUUAUCUUGAGAAUUCAAUUUUGUUGGCAGAGUACUUUUUGCUCAUUGCAUUUGUUCUAGAGGAGAGCUAAGGUUUUUGCUUGAUUAAGGAUAUUUGGCUGUGGAUAUUGGCAGAAUGAGGAAGAAAUCGUAUAAUAAAUAGUUGGCACCAUCUGAUAUUGGGAAAGACAGGAUAGGGGAUGCACUCUUGCAUUUUGCAUUGACAGUAGUUGGUAGGAGACUUGUUUUCGAUAUUUUCCUUUUUCUUUCUAGAGUGGGAAAAGAAGUUACCAUGUUCCAUUAAUUUUACGCCAAGAAAAAGGAAAUGAAAAGUGGGUUACAAUUACAGAUUUA